AUGAAUUAUUCAUCAUAUCAAAUAUGCUUAUGUUCAUUUCAUAUAAUAAAUAUUUUAAUGGAAUAUUUUAUAAAAUAUAAAUUUAAAAUUGAAUGUAUCAUUCAUGAUAUUACUGAUUAUAAACAACAUAUUUAUUCUAUUGAUAGUGAAUUACAUGAAAGACUUCAUAUAGUAUGGUUGGGAUAUUUUUAUGAAUUAUAUGUACAACCAGAUUCUUUAUAUGGAAUAAUGUGGAUAUUUAGUCCAUUGAAUGAUAAUUCACAAAUUAUAAAAACUAAUCUUAUAUGGUCAAAGAAAAUUCCAGCAAAAUUUCGAUUUUAUUGUUCUUAUUGCAAUCAUAUAUGGACAUCGAAAAAAGGAUAUAUUAAUAUAUUUAUUGGUCAUCGUCCAUUAAACAGAAUAAUUGAUCAAUCCGGUUAUAUAAUUAAUAUUUAUGAAUUUCUAUUCUCUUUAGAUCAACAGAAAUGUAUACAAUGUAAUUCGAAUAAAUUAAUUUCAGGAUCAACAUAUCCACAUGAAGUGAUAAAAGUUUUAACAUACAUUCGAAAUUAUAUUAUUAUUAAACCGAUUUAUUUCAAUACAACUCAAUAUGAAUUUCAAAUUGAAUUUUUUAAAAAUUCAUUUAAUUUUAAUCAACAAAAGUUUAAAAACAAAAUUACCAUGAAUUCAAAAAUCGUAUCCAAUAGUAACGACGAGACAUUUAAACAAAUCUGCUCAACGGAAAACAAUCAAUUCAUGGAUUCUUUAAAAAAUCCCAGUGAAAUUUCAAACUCCAUUAAAUAUUCAAAAAAUUAUUCAUUCAAUGAAACAAAUAUCAAAUGUAAUCAUCAAUCUUCAUUUAUUACUAAAGAAAAAUCAUCAUUAAUACAACGAUUAAACCAUAACAAUCAAGAAGGGAUUAUAACUAAAAAUAAAUGAAAUAACAUAAAUAAGAAUGAUACAGAUAUUUAUUUAAACAAAGAACUGC
Molecule: messenger RNA, 967 nt
Organism: Schistosoma margrebowiei
Lineage: Eukaryota; Metazoa; Platyhelminthes; Trematoda; Strigeidida; Schistosomatidae
Source: the annotation of a GenBank genome assembly